AUGUUCUCCAGGCACGACAACAGGCUCGUCUACUCGUACGACGCCGAGAAGCUCUGGAUCGAGCCGUGGGGCCCCGAUUCGCUGCGCAUCCGCGCGACCCAGCUCAGCGCGAUGCCGCCCGAGGACUGGGCCCUCCUGCCGCCUCCCGAACCAGCCACCAGCCCGGAGAUCACCAUCUCCCCGGACUCGGCUACGCUCACCAACGGCAAGAUCAGGGCCACCGUCAGCGCGCGGGGCAAGCUCACCGUGUCUGACGCCCGCACGGGCACCGUCCUGCUCGAGGAGUAUUCGCGCAACCGGCUGGACGUGCGGGACCCCAAGUGCAGCGCGCUCAACGUGGCCGCGCGCGAGUUCAAGGCGGUGCCGCGGGGCGGGGACGCGCACCACAUCACGGCGCGGUUCGAGAGCCUGGACCGGCAAGAGCGCCUCUUCGGCAUGGGCCAGUACCAGCAACCGCUCUUCAACCUCAAGGGCGCCGACCUCGAGCUGGCCCACCGCAACUCGCAGGCCAGCGUGCCCUUCCUGCUCUCGUCGCGCGGCUACGGCCUGCUGUGGAACAACCCGGCCGUCGGCCGCGCCGUCCUCGGCACCAACCUCAUGACCUUCGAGGCCUACUCGGCCCGCGCCCUCGACUACUGGGUCGUGGCCGGCGACCGCCCGGCCGACAUCGUCCGCGCCUACGCCGCCGCCACCGGCAGGGUGCCCAUGAUGCCCGAGUUCGGCCUCGGCUUCUGGCAGUGCAAGCUGCGCUACCAGACCCAGGAGGAGCUGCUCGGGGUCGCGCGCGAGUACCGCCGGCGCGGGCUGCCGCUCGACGUCAUCGUCGUCGACUUCUUCCACUGGCCCCUGCAGGGCGAGUGGAAGUUCGACCCGGCCUACUGGCCCGACCCGGACGCCAUGGUGCGGGAGCUCAAGGAGUUGGGCGUGGAGCUGAUGGUGUCGGUCUGGCCGACGGUCGACAAGCGGUCCGAGAACUGGGACGAGAUGGUCGAGCGCGGCCUGCUGGUCCGCGUCGACCGGGGCAUGCGCACCACGAUGGACUUCCAGGGCGACACGGUCCACUUCGACGCGACCAACCCGGCGGCGCGCGAGUUCGUGUGGGCCAAGGUGCGCCAGAACUACUACGCCAAGGGGAUCCGGCUCUUCUGGCUCGACGAGGCCGAGCCCGAGUACUCGGCCUACGACUUCGACAACUACCGCUACCACAGCGGCUCCGUCCUGAGCACCGGCAACAUCUACCCGGCCGAGUACGCGCGCGCCUUCUACGAGGGCCUCGCGCGCGAGGGCCACGCCGACGACGCCGUCAGCCUCGUCCGCUGCGCCUGGGCCGGCAGCCAGCGGUACGGCGCGCUGGUCUGGAGCGGCGACGUCGCCUCGUCCUGGUCCAGCUUCCGCAGCCAGCUGGCCGCGGGCCUGCACAUGGCCGUCGCCGGCCUGCCCUGGUGGACCACCGACAUCGGCGGCUUCCACGGCGGCGACCCGCGCGAGCCGGCCUUCCGCGAGCUCUUCGUCCGCUGGUUCCAGUGGGGCGCCUUCUGCCCCGUCUUCCGCCUGCACGGCGACCGCGAGCCCCGCCAGCCCCAGCACGGCACCACCGGCGGCGCCGCCUGCCUCAGCGGCGGCCCGAACGAGGUCUGGUCCUACGGGCCCGAGGUGUACGAGAUCUGCAAGAAGUACAUGGCCCUCCGCGAGCACAUGCGCCCUUACGUCCGCCGGCUGAUGCGGCAGGCCCACGAGGACGGCACGCCGGUCAUGCGCCCCCUCUUCCUCGAGUUCCCGGACGAUCCCCGCUGUUGGAACACGGGCGAGGAGUACAUGUUCGGGGACAAGUACCUGGUUUGCCCGGUCAUGCAGCCGGGCGUCGCUAAGCUCGCCGUGUACCUGCCUGCCGGCGCCAAGUGGUCGGCGCUCGAAGGCGGCGGCGGCGGCGAGGAGAUUGAGGGCGGCCAGGUAAUUGAGGCAGACUGCCCCAUCGACUACAUGCCGGUGUUUGUGAGAGUAGCUGCGUAA
Thermothelomyces thermophilus ATCC 42464 is the source of this 2010-nucleotide messenger RNA. RefSeq names its product glycoside hydrolase family 31 protein. Gene Ontology annotation, biological process: carbohydrate metabolic process. NCBI's taxonomy places the organism in Eukaryota, Fungi, Ascomycota, Sordariomycetes, Sordariales, Chaetomiaceae. The record is from RefSeq and is a predicted model, not a curated record. The transcript has a single exon. Gene Ontology annotation, molecular function: carbohydrate binding; hydrolase activity, hydrolyzing O-glycosyl compounds. Bases 1 to 2010 code for a protein of 669 amino acids.